UAUCUUUUCCUGGAAUCGAAUCCAAUCAGAACUUGAAACAUUUCUUUUGCAGGAUGCGAUCUCCUUCUUUUGACAUCGAAUCCAAGGAAAAGAUCAUAAUUCAGUUUUCUACUAGCUAGUAGUGCCUUGUAUACUCGAUUUUCCUCUAUUUUUCUGAGAAGUGAUAUAUCAUGUCACGCCAUGGCGAUAUUUCCAGUUCCGCCGACACGGUCGGUGUAUGCGUCUUUCAGUAUCCCAUGCCUCGCCUUCAUACGACAGAAGAAAUCAUGAAUAACGCCAAAAAGAUUUGUGAAAUUGUCCGUGGAACCAAGAUUGGCCUGCCAGGAAUGGAUCUCAUUGUCUUUCCAGAAUACUCCACCAUGGGCAUUAUGUAUGAUCGACAAGAAAUGUUUGACACGGCCUGUGCUAUUCCAGGAGAUUUGACGGACAUGUUUUGUGAAGUUUGCCAGGAAGUGGGAGUCUGGGGCGUCUUUAGUCUCACGGGAGAACAGCAUGAAGAGCAUCCCAAAAAGAAUCCCUACAAUACUCUGGUUCUCAUCAACGAUCAAGGCGAAAUUGUCCAAAAGUACCGAAAACUCUUGCCAUGGACUCCCAUUGAAGGAUGGACUCCAGGCAAUUUGGGAACCAGCGUUGUGGAAGGACCCAAAGGAAUGAAGAUUAGCAUGAUUAUUUGUGAUGACGGAAACUACCCUGAGAUUUGGAGAGAUUGCGCCAUGAGAGGUGCAGAGCUCAUCAUUCGGCCGCAGGGAUACAUGUACCCCGCCAAAGAACAGCAAGUGCAGGUCAGCAAGACAAUGGCUUGGUGCAACCAAGUCUAUGUGGCUGUAGCCAAUGCUUCUGGAUUUGAUGGUGUCUACACCUACUUUGGUCAUUCGGCCAUUAUUGGAUCGGACGGUCGUACACUGGGAGAGUGUGGCACCGAAGACAACGGCAUCCAAUACGCUCAGUUGAGCGUCUCGGGUAUUCGCGAUGCUCGGGCCAAUGAUCAGAGUCAAAACCAACUCUUCAAGCUCACACAUCGUGGAUACACAGGAGUCUAUGCCAAUGGUGAUGGGGACAAGGGUGUGGCUGAAUGUCCCUUCCCCUUUUACACAACAUGGGUGACCAACCCGCUAGAGGCUCAACGAAUGGCCGAAGCCGUCACACGGCGUACCAUUGGUGUAAAAUGCUGUCCUGUGGCUGGCAUUCCAGCACCUGAUGAGAUGAAAGACAUCGAAGAGCUGACUAGUGAGCUCAACCUAACUUGAGGAUUGAAUUCGCUCCGAGAUGGAUCCCUUCUCAGUGGUUCAAUGUACAGAUAGUUUGUAGCUUGCUUUACCCGUCAGUGAAGAUGGAAGAAUGUUGUGGUGGAGUAGUGGAAACUAAAUGUAUCUCUAUAGAGUACGAGUCAGCUGCAGCUAGGAAACGUUGAUGAUAACUGGGAUUCUAGAGCAACAACCUAU
Messenger RNA from Seminavis robusta, 1442 nucleotides. The record is from the annotation of a GenBank genome assembly. Lineage: Eukaryota; Bacillariophyta; Bacillariophyceae; Naviculales; Naviculaceae.